Aegilops tauschii subsp. strangulata is the source of this 1274-nucleotide messenger RNA. Its product is annotated as auxin-responsive protein IAA19. Gene Ontology annotation, biological process: regulation of DNA-templated transcription. The record is from RefSeq and is a predicted model, not a curated record. NCBI's taxonomy places the organism in Eukaryota, Viridiplantae, Streptophyta, Magnoliopsida, Poales, Poaceae. Gene Ontology annotation, cellular component: nucleus.
CCACCACUCCCAUUCUGCUUCUUCUUUAUCACGCCCCGCCUUCCCUUCCCUCUCCGAGGCCAGCAAACAAAAAGAGCUCCUUUCCUCCUCCCCCUUCCCUUCCUCCUCCUCCUCCUCGGGCCUUCGCCUCCUUCCAAUGCCGCCGCCCAAUCUCGAAGCGCGCGACUACAUCGGCCUCGGCCCCGCCGCGCCCGCGCCCUCCGCCUCCUCCUGCUCCUCCUCCGCCUCGGGCGAGGCCGGCCCGCACCUCGCGCUCCGCCUCGGCCUUCCCGGCCGCGACGAGCCGGAGGCCGCCGUCGACGCCGCGCUCACGCUGGGACCUGCUCCCGCUACUGCUACCGUCCCGCACAGGGGCGGCGCCAAGCGCGGGUUCGCAGACUCGCUCCUCGACCGUACUGCCCCUGCUGCCGGGGCUGGCGGGGAGGAGGACAAGCAGAAGGGUGAAGCCGCCGCCGCCGCCGGAGCCGGAGCUCCACCAGCUGCCAAGGCACAAGUUGUUGGGUGGCCGCCUGUUCGGAGCUACCGGAAGAACACGCUAGCCGCCAAUGCCACAAAGACCAAGGCGGAGAACGAAGGCAGAAGCGAGGCAGGAUGCUGCUAUGUCAAGGUCAGCAUGGAUGGGGCCCCAUACCUGAGGAAGGUCGAUCUUAAGACCUACUCCAGCUAUGACAACCUUUCCCUGGAGCUGGAGAAGAUGUUCAGCUGCUUCAUCACUGGCAAAAGCAGUUCCUGCAAAACAUCGACGAGAGACAGGCUCACUGAUGGUUCUAGGGCUGAUGCUCUUCAGGACCAAGAGUAUGUACUUACCUAUGAGGACAAGGAUGCUGACUGGAUGCUUGUUGGUGAUCUUCCUUGGGACUUGUUUACCACUACUUGUCGGAAACUGAGAAUCAUGAGAGGCUCUGAUGCUGCUGGAAUGGCCCCAAGAUAGCUGGAACCGAUCGGCCAGAACAAACAAGCGUCUGUCCGUCCUGGCCUCUCCUCCUCCUGAAGUCUUGUGUCUGAAUCACGCAAGUGUGGAAUUUUGAGUUAACGCUGCAAGGCGCCGCUGAAGGGUGCGAUGGUUGUCUCAACUCUCUGAAAGUGUCUGCGCUGCUGCUAGUUUAUCUAUCUACGUGUGUAGUGGAAUAUGUGCGUCCUACUGUAAAACAAUCCGUUUUUGACCUCGCCGUUGUAGAUGGUCCCUUUUGGUUCAUGAUGAAAGAUCACCGCCUGUAUGAUGAUGCUUUCGCCUACGCUCUUACAUAUAUAUUUGAAGUCGUAUUUUAUGAAAA